Molecule: messenger RNA, 2046 nt
Organism: Labrus mixtus (cuckoo wrasse)
Lineage: Eukaryota; Metazoa; Chordata; Actinopteri; Labriformes; Labridae
Product: beta-1,3-galactosyltransferase 5-like
Exons: 2
Coding region: 147-1115 (322 amino acids)
Cellular component (GO): membrane
Molecular function (GO): N-acetyl-beta-D-glucosaminide beta-(1,3)-galactosyltransferase activity
Source: RefSeq, a predicted model, not a curated record
GUAAUGCUUAGCUCGUUCUACUGUAUUUACAUCCAUGCUUUAAAUGUAGUUAUUUUACACGUUAUAGCCUAUUGACUGUUAAAAAUAGGUAGGCUAAGUUUAGAGGAUUCAUGACCCAGGCACUUCUUCCUGAAAUUAUGAAGUAAAUGGAGGACUGGAGGAGACACGUUAAGCACAUCUCCAUCCUCAUCUUUGGAGCAGUGGUGAUCUUCCUCUUUUACCACAACUCUAAAAGGAAGUCAGAAGCAUGGGAACCGGCUCCGGAGCCUGACAAUUACCAUGUCCCCUAUCCAGGAAACUACAAAUUCAUUAUGGACGAAACACAGACGUGUCAAAAGACAACUCCUUUUCUGGUCCUGAUGGUCCAGAUCGCACCCUUUGACGUGGCUGCUCGAGACGCCAUCAGGAGGAUGUGGGGGAGUGAAAAGCUGGUUCUGGGUCAGCUGGUGGAGACUCUCUUCAUACUGGGCCUGCCUGGUGGAGCAGACGCUGAGCAGCAGCAGAAGAAGCUGGAACAGGAGAACCAGCAGCACCACGACCUGAUCCAGAGUGACUUCCAGGACAGCUACGGCAAUCUGACCAUCAAGACGAUGACGAUGCUGGAGUGGCUGUCAGCUUACUGUGUCAAAGCCUCCUUUGCCAUGAAGAUCGACUCGGAUAUGUUUCUCCACGUCCCAAAUUUGGUGAAACUUUUACUGGAUUCAAACAGUUCGAAAGCACUAAACUACAUGACAGGUCUGGUUUGGUGGCACAGCCCAGUUCUCAGAGACCAGUCCAACAAGUUCUACAUGCCUAAGACAGUGUUUGCUGAGCCUGAGUACCCCCCUUAUCCCCUGGGCAUGGCCUACGUUAUGUCCUUGGAUCUGCCUCGAAAAAUCCUGGAAGUUUCUUCUCACAUUAAACCGAUUUUUAUAGAAGAUGUGUACCUGGGAAUGUGCCUGAAACGCCUGGGUAUUUCCCCCACAGACCCUCCUGCAAAGACGAUGUUUCUUGUCGACCCUGUGCAUCCUCUGAGCACCUGCUAUCUCUCUAAAGUGAUCGCUAUGACGACGACAAGCAUCCCACAGAUGAAGAGUUACUGGGAGAGGAGCAGACAGCCAGACGCUAAAUGCUGAUUGGGUUUACAAAGACUGAAGUUAGACUCCUUUUGUCCCUUUCUGAUUGGGCUCAAAAAAAUCAGUUUUUUGAGAAAAUGUAAGCACCUUGCUUUCUGUCUGUGCGUUUAAAAGACAUAACUUUAAGCACUUGUGCCUGUAUUUCCGGGCUGACAUUCAUGGCCGUCUCAGCUUUCAUAAUCUGUUUUCACAAAUGCACUCUAGAAAAUCUGAGGACAGCCUGCUACUGAAAUGUAGCAUGUGCAUGAAUGUUUUUUUAAGUUUGGGGAAUGGAACAUUUAGAAUGAGAUCUUUGAUGUGUGAUGUAAUAAUAAUUUAAUGUUAAUAUAUGAAGACAUGAGAUUGUAGAAUAAAACCUGUUUGCACCUUUGAUGAUGGAGAUAUGGAGUUAAGUUCCUCUUCUGUCUUCCUCACUCAGCAGAAGCUAGCCUUUUAUUUACAGUAGUAGUUGCUCCUUCUUCCAGAAGAGGGCAGGCUUACUUUAAGAAAGAUUAAAAAAAAAAAGAAAAGGGAAUGGAUUUCUCAGGGGAAUAUUCCAUGCAUGUGUUUAUUUUAUUCUCCAAUAUGGAUGAGAAGGUUUUUUCUACUUUUCACUCAAGGUUUUACCAAAAUUGCCUCUUCUGACUAUUUCUUGAUGAGAUGGAACUGAAAUACAUUCUUGUACACUAUACUGUGAAGUGACCUGGACAAGAGGCAAACUGAUGUCAAUGAUGGAAAAUGUGAAGUUUUGUGAGAAAACCACAUAAAUUGACUGUACUUAACUUACCUUCAGUUUCAGUGCAAACAUGAGUUUACGCUCUGCAUGACUUUUUAAAACACCAAACCUGCUUUUGUGUUUAUUGUUUAUUUUUCUAUUUCCAGAAAAGGGUUCUGUUGUACUUUUGCACAGCAUCUCGCAUCAUUGUCAAUAAAAAGAGUGACUUAGAUGUUA